AUAUUUAUAUAUGUAUUGAUAUUGAGAUAAUUGUGUAUUUGCAGAAUGUUCUGAUUGGAAUGGAUCUUCCACCUUUAGAAAAUAAGCUGUUAUCUGUUCCCGAUGGUCAUAUUUCUGAUAACUCUACCGAUGACAUUUCGUUCUUCGAGGAUUACUAUGAGGAUGAGGGCUCCGAUACGUCGGAUGACUUCAUGGAAUGGGGCGUAUCGAUUGAUUCUGCUGGGGUCCACCCCAUUUAUUUUGCCAAGUGUUUGACAAAGGCUGCUAAUAUGGAAUAUUCUAAAAAGAUGGAUCAUCCCUCAAAUGGGGUUUCGAUUUUGGGAUGCCUGAGUCCUGCUUACGUUGAUGAAGAGUUGUAUCUAAGACGGCUAUUCAGUAUUGAAGAUUGUGACGGCUAUGACGAAAAUUGGAAAGAUGAAAACAUAAACUACAAUGCCUCAAUUUUCUACAGACUGGAAAUUAUGCGGAUAGAGCUGUUCUCUGUGUAUGGUGUUCAGUCAGCAAUAAAUUUGCAAGAUUUCAGAGACGCGGAGCCAGAUAUUCUUGUACACUCGAUUCCCGACAUCAUUGCACACUUUGGUGACCAUAUAAUGGACUCUAAUCUUGCUCUUAAAUCUUUAUGCAAAAAGAAUGGAUUUUAUGUUGAGCAAGCGAAUAUAAUCGGCGUUGAUAGUCUUGGCAUGGAUGUUAGGGUUUUCACUGGGCUUGAAGUCCGAACUCAUCGUUUUCCCUUCAAGAUUCGGGCAACAUCAGAAACAGCUGCAGAAAAACAGAUCCAACAGCUAUUGUUUCCCAGAGCAAGGCGCAAGCGGCUAAGCAGGACUCGAACCGCUGCAGCUUAGGGUUUAUGGGAGAUCAAAAUGCAUAUGUGAAAUGUUUUUUUUCUUUUUUAAAGUUGAUUUUUUAGGUUAAGUUUACUUGAAUAAAUCUUAGUUGAUAGCUUGACUUCUAGGUUGAUGUGGUAUGUUCUGAUUUCACUAUAGAAUAAUGCAAGUAAUUUAUAAUAAGAUUUUCAUCUGUGUUACUGUU
Molecule: messenger RNA, 1029 nt
Organism: Helianthus annuus (common sunflower)
Lineage: Eukaryota; Viridiplantae; Streptophyta; Magnoliopsida; Asterales; Asteraceae
Exons: 7
Coding region: 60-842 (260 amino acids)
Source: RefSeq, a predicted model, not a curated record